GACCCAAUCGCCUCUCGUGAGAGUAUCUCUCAGUCGAGACUUCGAUUGGCUACUUUAGAAUCAUUUGUUUCUUGUCCAUUUUCCUUCGAGCGCCGUUUUCCUUUUGCUUGAAUGCUUGGUGGCUGCAUAUAUGCUAUGCAUUUGUUCUAGUGUUUGGUAAAUUUUUCCUGCGCCGGGAAGUACUAAGCUCUGUAAUUGGUCGAAUCCAUGUUAUGUUGGUGCUUUGCAAAGUCCAGCAUACGUAAGCCAUGCCAUAAAGUAUAAUCGCCUUGGCACUAUCGCUGUGAAAUCUUUGAUGAUAUUAUCCGGUUGUUCUUUUGUGGAUUUUCCUUGAGAUUUUUUUUUUGUUUCUGUAGAAUGGAUCUUAAAAUUUUGAUUGGGGUCAAUCCCUUGAUCCAAUUUCUUUACCUGCCUGUGGAGUUUCUUUUUCCUCUGUCUUAUAUAACCCUUUUUUCUAUUUGUCAUAGCAAUUGCUCUUCUGCACUCUGUAAGAACUGGACGCAACUGUUGCCACUCUUCUUUGUGAGGCUUUAAUUUUCCUUCUUUCCUGGAAACUAAGAAUAUGAUGUGGUUAUGGCCAUUUGAUCUAAUAUCGAAGGCCUAAUCGGGUAGCGUUUCUGAAUUUAUGGUGUGAAAUAAUUAGGAAUUCAGGAUUGCGGCUUUGUUAUGAAGAAAUCUAGGUGUUCCAUGGAAUCAGUAUCAGAUUUAUUGUAUGAAACGGCAAAUAGAAUUAUGAACAUAUAAGCGGAGAUGGAGAUUGAAUAUUUUCAUGUUGUCCUAUGCUUUCCCGGUCUUCUUAUGCUUUUUGCAAGGAAAUUUUAUUCGAGUGGUUAGUACUAAUUUCGAGAACCAAAAAGGAGAUUGGAACAGCUCCAACAAGAUUUGGUUGGUGUCCUUAGAUCCUUAGGAGUGCCUGCUUUCAGCUUCCUCUCAAGAUCGUUUGCCUUCUUUUUGAGCAUUUAGUUCCAUUGUCUCUGAUCUUGUUCGCUUGCAGACCUAUUUUUGCAUGUCGCUGAGAUGAUAAUUGUGCGUUUUCUUUAAUGUACCUUCUCCACAGGCUGUUACAAUGUUGCUAUAGCCUUGAGAAUAUGGUGAUUGUACAUAGUCUCCUUCCUUCCUUCUUUUCUUUCUGUGAGAAAGAGUUUUGGUAGUUUCCUUGGUGCUGCCAUAGUUUGAAUACCUUGGACUCAUUUUAGUUCUUUUGAUGUGAAUUUCUUGCUGAUUCAUGCAUUCUAAUCUUCUCAAGAAAUCUUCCUCUAGUUGGCCUAGAGUGAGUAAUUCAUCAUAUUUUGCCUUUUGCUCUUAGACUGCUUAUAAUUUCUCAUUACAGAAGUUGUUGAAUUAAUUUUUUUUUUAGAAUAUGUAGUAUUUUCCGAAGUACUUUUUUUAUCUCUUUAAUUCUCCUUGUUUACAUGCAUGUGUAUGUGAAGAAAUGUUUUUUCUAUUUAGUUGUAUUUUUUUCAUUAACAUUCCAUUAUGGGGGUUUCAACAACACAAGAGUACGAAAAAUUGAAAUCAUCAGCUCCCUGAAGGAGAUAAAUUGAAAUCUCCUGCUAUAGUUAGCAAGCUUGUGAGCCAAAACAUUACCCUCUCUUGGUAUAAAACGAAAAUUAAUCAUAUUAACCCUUGUAGCUAGCAUCCAGAUGUCUUGUAUGAAAAACUUUAGUUUCCCAGGUGUAGGAGAACGUCCUGGCAUAUAUUUGAUUACUUAUUUGGAAUUUGAGAGGAACAUCACGUUCCUUAGCUGUUCCCUAUGAGCUCUCUUCAACCAUUAAACAAUUGCAAUGCAUUUCACCUGCUUAGCCUCUAGCUCUGCAAGGAGAGGCACCAACAACAUUGAUUUGUCCUCUUUCAUUCUUCAGAAUGUACGCUAUACCUGCAACAUCAGAGAGAAGAGGAAAUAGAUCCAUCACAAUGUAGAGAAUACCUUCUAUUCUAUCAGUUAUGUAUCUCCUGGAAUUUUCUCCCCCUCUAGAGACCACAGAAUGCCCCUUAUAUCAGUAUAAUCUUUUGUGCAUGCAAGAGAUUUAUACCAAAUAAAGGAUGGCUUGUCCGGGUACUUGCCAAAAAGGGAAUUGUUCCGGUUAAGCCAUAUAAACCAUAAGGAAGUUAGCAGUCAAAUUACUUAAUUGACAAGCACUACAGUUUUCGAUUCAUGUCCUACGAGCCAGUCCCAGAAGCACCAUGCAUCAAAUAGUUCAAAAGAGAGAUUGAGCUUCCUUUUUAAUUUAAUUGCAUUAUUGCUUAUCACAUUAUGAAUGGGUUUAUAAGAGUAAUACUUGGAGCAUCUCUCAUUGUUAUUACCCUCUGAAUUCUAUUCACUUUACACUGUCAUUUUUAUUUGGUUGUGCAUGUUACUCACAAGCUGCUUGAGACUGUAGUGGAAUUAACAAGUAGAAAAUGACGGAUGUUAAGGAAAAUUUUCUCUUUCCUCAAGUUAUUUGCUAAACUCAUCUUGCUGUUGACUGAGGGAGACUAAAGAUGCUAAUGACUAUAUCCUCAGCAAGUGUUCUGUGUUGUUUAAUUGGUAGAACUAGUUGAACAAUACCAAGAAUGAGUCAGCAGGCUGAAACUGGAGAAGCGAUUAGAAAUGAGGGAAAGUAUAUGGCAAUUCUUGUAUGCUGGUUACUAGGAAAUGGAUGCCUUUUUUCAUGGAAUAGUAUGCUGACGAUUGAAGAUUACUAUGUUUACCUCUUUCCGAGCUACCACCCAACUAGAGUACUUACUCUUGUUUACCAACCUUUCGCCCUUGGAACUAUUGCAAUACUUGCGUAUCACGAAGCAAAGAUUAACACCAGAAGGCGCAACCUUGCUGGAUAUUCUCUCUUUUUCUUAAGUUCGUUAGCUCUAAUUGUGUUGGAUGUGGCAACAUCUGGAAAAGGAGGUAUUGGAGUCUUUAUCGGUGUAUGUGUUGUAAGUGGAGCAUUUGGAGUUGCCGAUGCACAUGUUCAAGGAGGGAUGGUUGGUGAUCUAUCCCUAAUGUCCCCAGUGCUUAUUCAAUCCUUCUUGGCUGGGCUGGCAGCUUCAGGAGCUUUAACAUCUGCUCUUAGGUUAAUCACAAAAGCAGCUUUUGAGAACUCCCAGGAUGGUCUUCGAAAGGGUGCAAUGAUGUUCUUUGCAAUUUCAUGUUUUUUCGAGCUUCUCUGUGUUUUUCUAUAUGCAAUUGUCUUCCCCAAACUGCCAAUUGUGAAGUUUUACCGAGCAAAGGCAGCUUCUGAAGGGUCAAUGACUGUCUCUGCUGACCUUGCUGCCGGCGGAAUACAAACACACCAUGCCCAAGGGGUUGAGGAGGAUCCAAAACUUGAUGAACGCUUGAACAACAGACAGUUACUUUUGCAAAAUAUCGAUUAUGCUGUCGACAUUUUUCUGAUAUAUGUUUUGACGUUGUCCAUUUUUCCUGGAUUCCUGUCAGAGGAUACGGGCUCCCACAGCUUGGGCUCAUGGUAUGCACUUGUUCUGAUUGCGAUGUAUAACGUGUGGGACCUCAUUGGGAGAUAUAUACCUCUUUUGAAGCGGUUCAAGCUUGCAUCUAGGAAAUGUCUCAUGGCCGCAAUUCUUUCACGUUUCAUACUCAUUCCAGCUUUCUACUUCACAGCAAAGUAUGGAGAUCAAGGCUGGAUGAUCGUGUUAACAUCAUUCUUAGGACUUAGCAAUGGUUAUCUGACGGUCUGUGUUCUUACUGCUGCACCUAAAGGAUACAAGGGACCAGAGCAAAAUGCUUUAGGGAACUUGCUUGUACUAUGUCUUCUAGCAGGUAUAUUUGCAGGGGUGACACUCGAUUGGCUGUGGCUGAUUGGCAAAGGCUGGUGAAACCGCACUGGUAACACUAUUACUUUUGGAGAUUAUGGCAAAUGUACUUGUAUAUGUAAUAAUGCUUCUCCUCCAUUCAUUUAGAAGCUGCUUAGUUCCUGAAUGUUUGUUUGUUUGUUUUUUUUUUUGUCUGUGUGUGUCUAUGAACGGUUUACAGUUUGGAGGUUUGUGAUUUCAAAGCCUCCUUGGUAGAAUAAUAAUCAUCUCCCACACAGUUGGAGAUUGAAUGUUAAA
This is a messenger RNA of Musa acuminata AAA Group (dessert banana), 4044 nucleotides long. Its product is annotated as equilibrative nucleotide transporter 3. Gene Ontology annotation, cellular component: plasma membrane. The record is from RefSeq and is a predicted model, not a curated record. Bases 2554 to 3810 code for a protein of 418 amino acids. The transcript has 9 exons. Gene Ontology annotation, biological process: nucleoside transmembrane transport. Gene Ontology annotation, molecular function: nucleoside transmembrane transporter activity. Lineage: Eukaryota; Viridiplantae; Streptophyta; Magnoliopsida; Zingiberales; Musaceae.